GCACAAUCCGCGUGCAGCCAGCGCGAGGCAAAGACCUACCAACAAGCAGUGAACUAUGACUGAACACAAAACGAGCACGAGAGAUGACUGACCACGCAGCAGUUUGGAACAAAUGACACAAGAUUACACAGGCGGAAGAUGCCAGCAGCUGCAGAUCAAUUCGAUUACAUUUGAGCAGUGAAAGAUGCUGUGGACAGGUUUACCUCCAAUGGAUUCUUAAAGCUGCUUCAAGACAAUUAACAGCAACGAUUUUACUGAAGGGAUCUCUUGCUGGAAGUCAGAGAGCGGGGGCCAGGAUGUGGCCCCCUGACCUCGGACCUCCAGACGCCCAGAUGACUCUCCCCGGUUUUGGGAGUGUGUUCGAAGAUGUCGAGGACCUUCAGGCGCCGCUGUCUUCUGGUGGCUUCUGUCAGUCGUCGAUACAUUCAGGUGGCCUAUGCUGUCUACCGAGGACGUCCCUGUCCCUGUCCUCCCUGGGGCGAGACCUCACCUCCUUACUCAACUGUAAGACUAAUGGAUCCCACAUAGAAAAGACUAUGGAGGACUUUGCCACUACAGCACACGUAGACCCUAAAAUCACCCAGAGGUUCGGUUGUUACCCUCAGCCCUCCCUCCCUUUAUCCUACAUGCUCACCAGCUGUACCACAUCUCCUUCUUUCUGCUCCCCCUCAUCGUCGGCGUCCUCCACCUCCUCCUCAGCAUCUUUAUUUUUUGCCUCUUCUUUACCUCUCUCUGAUGCCAGCGACAAAACAUCUCAGCAACAACGAAAGCUUCAAGAAGAGUAUCACACCAUCAAACAGGAGCCUGCAGAUGAUUUCUUGCCGUGUAAGAGGGAACCUUUUCCAGUGAACAACCAGCAGGGGGAGCUGUUCCAUGUUGGCCAGCCCCUCCAAUGCCACGACGGUCAGGACGGCACCCAGACCCCCCUGCACUCCCCGAGGCUAAACGGACCCGUAGGACAGGAGCCUGUAAUGGACCAACAGGAGCAGCUGUGUCAUUGGAUCGACUGCAGUGCCACCUACAGCAGCCAGGAGGAGCUGGUGAGACACAUCGAGAAGGUGCACAUCGACCAGCGUAAAGGGGAGGAGUUUGCAUGUUUCUGGGCCGGCUGUGUGCGGCGCCACAAACCGUUCAACGCUCGCUACAAGCUGCUCAUCCACAUGAGGGUUCAUUCUGGAGAGAAACCCAAUAAAUGCAUGUUUGAGGGCUGCUCCAAGGCGUUCUCCCGUCUGGAGAACCUGAAGAUCCACCUGAGGAGCCACACCGGAGAGAAACCGUACAUCUGCCAGCACCCCGGCUGCCUCAAGGCCUUCAGCAACUCCAGUGAUCGAGCCAAACACCAGCGCACACACCUGGACACGAAGCCGUACGCCUGUCAGAUCCCGGGCUGCACCAAGCGCUACACCGACCCCAGCUCGUUACGGAAGCACGUCAAGGCUCAUUCAGCCAAAGGCCUCCAGGAGAGAGAGGUCAAGGUUCAAGUGCACACGAUGCUGGAGUCGGACAUUUUGAGCGAUUGUCUGGCGAGGCAGCACCUCCACAGCUCCGCCCCUUCUCACCAAGGAAACGGCUCACCUUUACCGGGCUUAGAUGACUUCACAGGUGUGUAUUCAAACAGCAGCACCGUCCACAACAGGGGGACACAACAGGACUUCCUCCCUCCAUCAGCAGACACCUGCUCCAGGUAUCAAGGCUUAGAGGGAAACUUUGACGCCAACAGCCCGAUAUCUUCGCUCACAAGCCCGGGGAGCAUGAGAGAGGGGAACAGACCGACAUCGUUGUUCAUGGCCGCUGACGUCAGCCCAGUGAGCUCUUCAUCAGACAGAGCUGACGUCCGGCUGCAGGGCUACCAGAAAACCUACAGCCACCAACAGCAAGUUUUCCCACAGCAGCAAGGCUGUCUGUACGGAGAAGGAAAGGUGGUUCAACCAGUCAACGAUGGAGGCUUUGAACCCGCCAGUUACUUCUCAAACCCCUCCACCUCUCACUCCGCAGGGUUUGACUUGUUGCAGGACCUGCAGGGCCAGGCAGGGGGCGGUUACUCCAUGUCUCCCUGCCCAGACGACAGCUUCCUCUUCCAGGCAGGAGGCGUCGACCGCUGCCUCAAUCAGAUCUACUCCAUCUACCUGGACUCAUGAUGACGGCCCUGAACCAGACACAAAAUCACAAUCACUUUGUUUUCCCAAGGACAACCUGCAGCGUGAACGAUGCGUGGCGGACAAUCACAUCCACAUUAUGCUGUAUUUUCAAAUCUGAAGUUGUUCUUGUUCUGGACAGAUGUGAGUUUUAACGGUACAAACAGAAGUGCAAAAUUAUCCAGAGACAGAGCUGGGGGCAAAGUGGCAAAAAUAUGGCAAAUGGCCAAAGAGGAAAUCUGGUCAAAUUAUAGAUGUAAAUAGCAGUGACUUUUUUAUUCAGAGAUGACCACAGCAUUUGUGAUCUGGAUAGAAUGAGCUAUACGCUUCAUUUGUUAGUUUGAUCUUUUGGAAAGUCAGGUAGCUGGCUCUCUGGCUCCGCCACUGAUGUUAGACCUCGGCCUCCUCAGCAGCUUUGCCACCUGGAAAUGUUAAAACAACAAUCUCUGAGCGAUCAGAAUGGGAUCUUAUAAUGCCGUGGUUCCCAGCUGGGGGUCAAUAAAUAAAAGGCCAAAAGAUAAAAAGACAUAGUUCGACAUAGUUCUGCUUCACAAAUCUUGCUCAUUUUUCUGUCUUUUCUGUGCUUUUUGCUUUAUUUUUUUAAUAUAUUGAAGAAAAUUUUAAGUUUUAUUUUCCUUUUUUGGGUCAUAACACAAUUCAGAUGAAAAGAGUAACACUUUCAGUUCAACUGCUCACAACUCUGCACUGUGUGCAAGGUCACAAGAAGCUUUAUUUUGAAUGUCACAAGCCAAAAAGGUUGAGAGCCAUUAUAUUGUAAUGGAAGACAAGUUGCAUUAAGCAGUUAAAGCCCUUAAUGUAGUAGUUCAACAUUUUGGGAAAUAUGCUUAAUCGCUUUAUUGAGAGUUAAAUGAGAAGAUUGAUC
Molecule: messenger RNA, 3018 nt
Organism: Seriola dumerili (greater amberjack)
Lineage: Eukaryota; Metazoa; Chordata; Actinopteri; Carangiformes; Carangidae
Gene: glis1a
Product: zinc finger protein GLIS1-like
Exons: 9
Coding region: 297-2138 (613 amino acids)
Biological process (GO): regulation of transcription by RNA polymerase II
Cellular component (GO): nucleus
Molecular function (GO): DNA-binding transcription factor activity, RNA polymerase II-specific; RNA polymerase II cis-regulatory region sequence-specific DNA binding
Source: RefSeq, a predicted model, not a curated record